Molecule: messenger RNA, 1149 nt
Organism: Cariama cristata (Red-legged seriema)
Lineage: Eukaryota; Metazoa; Chordata; Aves; Cariamiformes; Cariamidae
Gene: TRIM47
Product: tripartite motif containing 47
Exons: 6
Molecular function (GO): protein binding
Source: RefSeq, a predicted model, not a curated record
GCCCAACAAGGCAAAUUCCUCAGCGAUGCGGAGAAUGAGCUGGAGGAGCUGGCAGUCACCAUCGCACAGGCCAAGAAGAUGGUGGAGCUCAUUAAGGGCGCUGCCACAAAGGAGAGUGAGGAUGAGGAGCGCUCCAGGCUGGGCGAGGCCGAGGCCGAUCUCCUCUGGAAGGAGGAGAGGCAAGCCAAACUGGCCCAGUGCAAGCAAAACCUGGAGAACGUCCCCAGCACCGACACCAUCUACUUCCUCCAGGAAUUUCAGGCCUUAAAAGUAGCCAUGGAACAAAACAUCUCCCCGGCUCUGAGCUUCCAGAAUGAACUGAACUUCACCAAAUGCACCCAAACCGUGGGUGCCGUGAAGGAUGUGCUGUCUGCUGCCUGCAAAAAACAGUGGGACCUCUUGCAGGGGAAAGGAACCGAUGGGCUGAGUUACCAGGAGAUGGAGGAAGUGUUGGCCGAGUACCGAUUUCCAGACAAGUCAAACAAUCCCGCCUGCCUGGAGAGCCGUGAUUACUUCCUGAAAUUUGCCUUCAUCAUUGACCUGGACAGUGACACGGCUGACAAGUUCAUCCAGUUGUUUGGCACCAAAGGGGCCAAGCGGGUGCUGUGCCCCAUCCCCUACCCGGAGAGCCCAACCCGGUUCAUCAACUGCGAGCAGGUGCUGGGUUUGAACCUCAUGAACCGGGGCAACUACUACUGGGAGGUGGAGCUGAUCGACGGCUGGGUCAGCAUCGGCGUCAUCGCUGAGGACUUCGACCCCGAGGACUCCUACAACCACGGCCGCCUGGGGCGGAACGAGAAGUCCUGCUGCCUGCAGUGGAACGGACAGAACUAUGUGGCCUGGUUUGGUGGCUUCGAGUCUGUCAUCCAGCAGCCGUUUUUCCACACAAUUGGGGUCUUCCUGCAGUAUUCGGAGAAGACCUUGACCUUCUAUGGAGUCAAGGACUCCAAGAUGACCUGCCUGCAGCAGCUCAAGGUCUCCCAUUUUACCAAGGGUCAGUUUGACCCCUUCCAGAACAAGAUCAACCACCGAUUUGCCUCUCUUUUCUCGUGCAAGCUGAAACCAGCCUUCUUCCUGGAGAGCGUUGAUGCCCACUUGCAGAUCGGGCCACUGAAGAAAGAUUGCGUUUCGGUGCUAAAGCGUAGGUAA